GGCAGUGCGAUCAACGUGCAUGCAAAAACUGCCGCGCCGUCUUAACGUACGCGAGGCAAAUAGUAAACACAGCUGAAACGUCAGCUUCUGCGGUGGAAAUAGAAUUGUUUACGUCCUUAGAACGGAUUUUAAUCAGCGUGUAGCUUUGAAACAAGAUUGUUCGUUGUGUCGUGGAACUUUCGGAAAUAGUGCACUUCCCUUUGUGUCCCUUUGGAAUUGGAGUAGGCCUAGCUAAUGAGUAGGCCUGAUGUAAAGUGCGCAAACACGCAACAAGAGGCCAUUGUUUGGAAGGCACUGGCCCCCAUGUGUACUGUGUUAAUACGUGCAGACUGCAGCGCGCGUGCACGACUCAAGUGAUAUCCCACAACGACCGCAACUGAGUUUUCCAGCGAUGUCGGGAAUUGAACUGAAACCGAUCUCGGAGUCAGAAGCUGGACGUUCAAACUUUCUUCUACCGCUGGGGAAAACGGUUAUUGGUCGAGGUCCUGUUUUAGGGGUGUCCGACAAACGAGUUUCAAGGAAUCAUGGCUUGGUUGAGGUGGAAGAUGGAAAAGUCAAGAUUAUGUCUACGCACACAAACCCCACAUUUUACCAGGCCAAGGGGACCGCCAGGCUCCUCCCCCUUCCCAAAGAGGUAUGGCAGAGUCUGGAGCAUGGAGACCGGAUAUCGUUGACCCCUGAUCAGCAUGUCUAUGAGGUGGUUAUUGACGAGAGACCCUACCAUAAAGGCUCCCAAAGCUUAGGUUCCAUAACUGAUUCCCCUGUAAAGGAGUCCCCGGUGAAGGAGUCCCCACAGAAAAUGGAGAAGCACACUGAGGAUGCAGAGGACGACCGAGGACGGCGGGAAAACAAUAGAAAGGAAAUUGUAACAGGUGUGGAUGAAAAGAAUCAGUUGAACAGUACCGAUGGCAGGACAAAGAAGAUCAAGUCAGAUGAGGACAAGGAACGAGACGGAACUGAAGACCACGAAAAAGAUGAUGCCGAGGAGAAACAGGAUGCCGGACCUCCAUCUACACAGAUACAGAGCAAGGGGGGUACAGUGAAACUGCCUGGCCAGAAGGAGAUGGCUCUUCCCGUGGAGAGAGAGCGGAAACUCCCAGACUGGAUGGCCAAACUCGGGGGAGGUACAACGACCGCAAAAGCCAUGUCAACACCCACAGAAGCCAGCAGGGGCAGGGGAAGAGGAAGAGGUAGACCAAGGGGGACAAGUACCACUACCGCCUCAGCAACACAGAGAACCGCCACGCCCAAAAGGAGCAAGAAACAGCCCUCGGUCAGCGAUGAGGCCAGUGAAGAGGAGUACUCCCUAGCCCUCCAGAGAACACCAAGCAGGGGUCGGGGACGCCCCAGGGGGAAAGGGAGGGGCAAGGCGAUGGGCCGUGGGAGGCCCAGACGACAUCAGAGUGACGACGACGACGACGAUGAUGACGAUGAAGAAGUCCCGAGUGUUGGCGAGGAGGAAGAGGAGAUUGAAGAGGGGCCGAGAAGAUGGGGCCACGGGAAGACCAGGGACCAGGCCACGGUCAAGAGGAGGGCCAAGGUGGCCAUGGACUACUCGGAGGAUUUUGCGGCCAGCGGGGAGGAUGAGGAAGAGGAGGAGCUACCGGUGCCGGAGGGGGAUGAUGGGAGUGACUGGGAGCCCGAGUCUCACAGUCCAAGAUUGAUGAGAACAUCCUCCAAGGGUAAGAGAACAUCGGGGAGGAAGAAGACAGGGGGGCGGAGAUACAGCAGACAGAGCUCAGAGGAGGACAGUGAUCUAAGUGAAGAGGAAGUCUACAUACCGAGACCAACCAAGAGGUCUGGGCGGGCCGUCUCCAGCAGCCUGGAGAUCGAUUCGCAAGACAUGCCGAGGAAGAGAACGAAGAAAACAGAUAAUGGGAAGAAGAGAAGAGAGCCUUGCCGCUACGGCAAGAAAUGUUAUCGGAAAAAUCCCCUUCAUAAAGAAGAAUUUGCCCACCCAGGGGAUUCUGACUGUGAGUCUGCAAAGUCUGACGAUGGUGACGAUGACGAUGACGGUGACGAAAAAGAGGAAUGCCCACAUGGAACAACCUGCUACAGGAAAAACAAGAGGCACUUAGAACAAUACAAACAUACCAAGGCACCCGGCCGGCCAAAGAGGCAAGCUGCCAGGAAAAGAGCAACCCUUGCUGAUGGAGAUAGUGACGAUGAGGGUGAGGUGAACACCUACGACUACGAUGACAGCUUCAUUGACGAUGGAACCCAAGGCAUGGGCAAAGCCUCCGAUUCAGAGUCGGAGGACUGGACCCCAGGAGGGAAGGAUGAAGACGACUGAAUUGCAGGUGCAUAUUCACGACCAGGAUAUGAAGACAGUGUAGAUUAAAUCAAAAAGCUACAGAUGUACAGUACAGUUACAGUACAUGCACCAGGACCCCAGUGUGGAGGAUUUUUUUUUUAGGAGUGGGGUGGAGGAAACGAAGCUUAAAGCAUUUUAAUGCACGGUUAAUUUGACAAGAGCAUUUGGCGACAAAUGAUCACUGGGUAGUGCUGUCUGCUUAAAGGGAGCCAAAGCAUUUGGCAAAGAAUUUGUUUGGUGUUUCCUUCCCACUAGGAAACACUCCUUUCAAUAUAACUGCCUAUGACUUUGUUUCCUGAAAUUUUCUAUUUUGCUGUAAAAAAAGUUUAUAAUAUGCAUCACUUGUGCAAAAUUUGUAUGCAAAGCAAUUAAAAUAAGUGUUUAAUUUGAAAAUCAUGAUGAUUAUUUGCUCAUCAUUAUGCAUGGAAAUUUUAGUGAAGGUUAAGCCAGUCCACUAAGCCUUGCCACUGCGAGCAGCACCACCACUGUCUCUGCCAUGCCACUCUGCAUGCUACACAUGCUCACAUGGAUAAGCGAUUGUUUACUGUUGGUCAUUGUUUGUUUGUGUUGGGGGGGGGAAGUGAACUUGGGGCCUUUGCUUGCUCGGAGAGUUCAAAGGAAUGGAAGUUGCCGUAAAGGAUUUCCUCAACCUUGAGAAAAUUUCCCUCAGACUCCCAGAGAGCACGAUUAUUGGGAUGGGGUCUUUUUUGAACCACAGGCUGGAGUCACAGCUGUGAUUGGUGUUAAGCUGGGGCUUAAUGGAUUGAUCUAUUGUACAUAUUCAACUCGGAUCAACUGGGAAAGCAUUUAAUCUGAGUAAAUUUUAAUCAUGUAUGACAGAUUAUAUAUAAUACUGUCUGCUACAGGUGUAUUGUAAUGUCUCUCAAGCUAGUUUGCUUUUUAUAAGCCUAUGCACCUUUCUCGUUUUUAAUGCCUCAAAUUUGUUUUAAAUGCUAAAACAUCAUGAUUUGUGCAAACUCGUGAUCCUUCUUACUUUGUGCUUUUUAUUUUGUCAAGAUUUGACUUUUUUUUCAUUAUCCAGUCCAAAGCUCUUAGAGAAAUGUUUGGAACAAUUCUGAAAUGCACAGUGAUGCUUUCCGACAGUUAACUUGAUGGUUAAAAGGGAAUGAUUCACAACUAGGGGAAUCCCCACGAUAUACUUCUGGAUUGUGGCUCGACUACGGAAACAGUGCAACUUUUCAGGCUUCUAUGCUUCAAAAAAUGUGGACAUCCAGUGUCCGAUAUUGAAAUGAAUCGACCAACAAAAGAAUGGUGCCACCCUGGUAUCCUAUGUUGUUACGAAGGGGGGGGGGGAUUUGAAAGAUUUAGUUUGGGAUAACAGAGCAUGAAAUUACAGUCGGACAUAUGCCAUUUGCCAACCACAUUUUGUAUUUGUAGAAAUAAAACAGAAGUCAGGCACAGUAUCUGAAGGAAAUGUGAAAUGUAAAUGUACAGUGCCCAAAUGUGAAAUCCUCACAGUGCUUUUCCUGUCUUUUUUUUUGUGUUUACGACAUUUACACUAUGAAAGCGUAUUCCUAUGUGACCUUAUCCUAUCAAAAGUUGGCAAUGGCAGAAUCCUGAAAUUGAUCCUGCUAGUAUGUUUUGUCCCACCACAUUUGGGGCCUCAUUUCACACACUCGGGACAAGGUCGGACGGCAUGACUUGAGCCGUGCAUGACCUCUGUGUAGUGGACUUGUGUGAUGUCAGUGUUGGAAAUGCAGCGAGCUCUUCCUUUGAGCCUUCUUACAACAGUUACAUGUACAUGGUAUGUGAACUGCUCUUAUUCUGCAGACCCAAAUGUGCCUAUUCAGCAUUUCCUACUGCAUUCUAUCAAUUGCAUAUAUGCUUAGCAAUAGUUAGAUUGCACUUCCUAAUGCAGACUGCUUUUCCAAAGUAGAUGAAUAAGAUUCGCUUGUACAAAAUGUGUGGUGACUGAUGGGUUAAAAGGGAAACAAAUGUUAAAUAUGUACAUACAAACUACGUAAUGACAGAAAGAGUCCUUAUUAAUUUACCUUAUACACUAGGCAAUCGCAAGACAGGUUUUUCUAGACAGGAACCACCCGUCUCUUAUUCCGAAGCUUAAAUUUUUGUGCAAAGAGCACCCACUUCAUACAGCACAGUUGAUGCAACAGGUCAUGAGUCAAUUCAUGAUAUCUGUCAAUAUUUCAUGCACUUGAAAAUAAAAGCAAAAGAAAACAAACAAACAAACUGGGAAAAACUGAGCAAUUAAUCGACGGUGAGCUCGAGCCAAUGAAACUGCAAAGGACUAGUUGUUAUGUACAGUUGUACAAGCCGGGAAUUCUCAGGAGCUGGAAAGUUGUCUUUAACACUUUUAGGUCAGGUUUUUAUUCUGUGCCCAGUAUUUGUCAGGUUGCACCAUUUGCGUGACAUGUGGACAAACCAGUACCAUGACAAGAUAUACAGGAAAUACAUCUACAUGUAUACGUCAUUUAGCAGUUAAACUAUCAAUAAAUGAAUUUUGUACCUGUAGAUACAUGUGGCAGGCAUUUGCGCCAGAACAGAUUCACCGAAAGUAGUAACCAAGGAAACCAUCAUUCAUUUUGGAAAUGCGUGUGUGGGUUUUCGAACCCUCAACGAUUAUACUUUCUGCCUGGUACAUUGGCUUCGGACAGUUGGUCCCACCAUCCUAGCUUACAGUGUGCUAGAGAACAAAAAACAACUCAGUAAUGUUUAAAGAAGUUCCAAGUCUUGUACAGAAACUAAACUUCUGGAUGUGAAUCUCAUGACUAUGGCAUUUUGAAAUAGUGGCCUAAUAAAAAUAGUAACUUUUGUCAGCUGUGAA
Acanthaster planci (crown-of-thorns starfish) is the source of this 5117-nucleotide messenger RNA. It is a transcript of the gene aplf, whose product is annotated as aprataxin and PNKP like factor. Gene Ontology annotation, biological process: double-strand break repair. Gene Ontology annotation, cellular component: nucleus; site of double-strand break. Lineage: Eukaryota; Metazoa; Echinodermata; Asteroidea; Valvatida; Acanthasteridae. The record is from RefSeq and is a predicted model, not a curated record. Gene Ontology annotation, molecular function: DNA binding; protein binding; DNA-(apurinic or apyrimidinic site) endonuclease activity.